CAGGAAAAAUUGUUUACUGAUGAGGGUCACAAGACGAUCGUACGAGAUUGUCAACAAAAGCGCACUAAACAUCAACUAUAUCACGAGCCUCUUUAAUGUUACUUAAGGCUGUAAUAGCCCCAUCAAUAACAAUUCAAUUURCGUUAAAUGAUGUUGAGUUAGACCAAGAACUUUCGAGUUUUUCUGUCGUGACCUGAGAACUUCUGAUAUACAACAUGGAGGACAGUUCAACAAGCGUUCGUCUUUCCCCAUUGACUCUUCGACUGAAAGUUUGCUACGGUGUUGGACAUAUCCUGAAUGACUUAUGUGCGUCUAUGUGGUUCACAUAUCUACUUCUUUACCUCCAUARAGUUGUGAUGUUUUCAAAUAUCGCUGCAGGAACUUUAAUGCUUGUUGGACAAGUCGCCGAUGCCAUUGCAACUCCUCUAGUCGGCCUUGAAUCGGACAGAACAGGCAACUGCACAUAUGGGAGGCGGAAAAUAUGGCAUCUUGUUGGUGUAACGUGUGUUGUGUUAAGUUUNCCAUUCAUUUUUAAUCUGUGUAUUACAUGUGAGAACGCAAGCAGAACGGCUUUAUUCUUGUAUUAUGCUCCAUUCGUUGUAAUCUUCCAGUUUGGAUGGGCAUCAACGCAGAUUUCUCAUCUUGCMCUAAUUCCAGAACUUACAAAUGAUGAAAUCGAGAAAACAAGUUUGAAUGCUAUUAGAUAUGCUGCUACUGUAACCUCCAAUAUAUUUGUUUUUUCUAUUGUGUGGAUAUUUCUUAAUUCUGUAACCACUGGAAGUCUGUCUAUAAGUCGUGAAGAUUCGAAGGCAUUUAUGUAUAUUGUAUUUGUCAUWCUUGGUACUGGGUUAUUAUUCAUGGUGAUCUUCCAUGUGGGAGUAAAAGAGCCCUACAGAACAUGUUCACAUGACUUGGCAUCAAGCACAAACAUGAGAUCAUCACAGAGCUGGAAGUUAUGGUUUAAGAAGAUCCAAUUUUAUCAGGUUGCUCUCCUAUAUAUGUCCACUCGUCUAGUGGUUAAUUUGAGUCAAGUGUACCUUCCAAUGUAUGUAACUGAGACAUUGAUGUUGAGUAAGGAAACUAUUGCUAUUAUGCCUCUCAUUGUGUAUAUCAGUGGUUUUGUGUCUACCUUCUUUGCAAAACCUCUCAAUCAAUAUAUGGGACGCAAAGUGACAUUUUCUAUAGGAUGCAUCAUCAUGAUUUGUGCAUGUACCUCCUUCAGGUUUAUUAGCAUACAUGGUGACAAUUACAAACAGCAGUUUAUGUAUGGAGGUAGCGUGGCUCUUGGUAUAGGAGGAUCUGUCAUGUUGAUAACAGCUUUAGCUAUCAUAUCAGAAAUGAUUGGGAAAAAUAAGGAAACUGGUGCCUUUGUUUAUGGAGCCAUGAGUUUUGUUGACAAACUAUCCAAUGGAAUUGCAGUACAAAUAAUACAAAUCUUUCAUCCUUGCAGCCAUGCUGAAUUCUGUUGUGGAAAGUGUGCACCAUUUUAUCGUGAUGUCAUGACUUACGUUGCUGGUGGAGCUGCGAUCUUGGCACUGAUUGCUUUACUGACAUUAUGGAAAACAAAAAUUGGYCGAUUUGAUAAAGAAUGCAGUGGUCAAAAGAAACUUAUGGGUUGUAACCAAACAAACUCAUCUUCCAUAUCAAGAUCUGAGCCUGAAAAUGGCUCAAUUCGAAAUGGACCAGCUAUCCCUUACUAUCCCACCAAGCAAUCAAAUUAUGGCUCUAUUGAGUGUCAAAAUAAAGUGAAUGGAUCUAUACAACAAGCACCAAAUGCAUGUCAGCUAAAGAAGUGUUCAAAUGUAAAUGUAAAGAAUACUGGAACAGUAGAUACCUGAUAGUACAUGGAAUUGAAUGAAUUGAAUCUCAACAACUGCAAUUAUUUUAAUAUUAACUUUUAAUACGUUUAAUUAAGACACCUAUGRAAGGUGAGGAAUAAGGAAACAUUGAAGSACAUGUUUUUUACAUGUUUAUGUGGUUUCACUGGAAGGUUUUGAAACAUUUUUAAGUCARGGCUGCCAAAGUUCAACAGAGAAAAAGUGUGUGCAAUUUGUUUUUUAAACAGAUUUUAGUUUGCUUCUUCUGCGUAUUUAAGGUUUUUUAUUCUUCAAACAAGUUAGUGCACUUAAUAUACAUAGCUAAUGGUAAAGUGCUUGAGAGGAAAUGGCCGCUAAGGCCGAAAGCUUGGUUUGAAGAAUAAAAAAUAURCAGAAGAAGCAGUCUUCAUUUUUAAACAAAUGCCUGCGUACAAAGAAAUUCUGAAGAUUUUAKUUCAUUAAUUUGCAAAAAUCAUUUYUUUYCUUUCAUUGAGCAUGURCAGGAAACAUGUCAGCACAGGGCAGUGAAUAUCCUGUUUACUGACACACUAUAAUUGCCUUUUUUUUGAUAUUAUGUGAGUCUGGAUACAAAUCCCUUAAUUUACAUAAUGAUAAAUUGAGAAUAAUAAAUAUAAAAUUAAUAAAUUGUAAUGUAAGAAUCAGCAUGUAUUCUCCCACAAUGCAAGUUUAGGUAAUUCUUUGCCCCCCAGGCUUGUAAGGACUUACUUAUUGCUUACAUUGGGUGUUAAGAAAAAAUUGCCUAAAAAUUGGCCCAAUAUAUAGAGUACAAACAUUAAAAUUGUGCAGCAUAAAUAUUACUAAAUACUGGUAAAUUAUGCAAAUUCUAUUGUUUAAUUAAUUAGGGCUUUAAUAAUAAAAUAGUGUAGUGCAGUGCAAACUYUUAGUGUUUGUACUAUAGUCUUAUCUUGUGAAUAAUAUUCAAUAUUUUAUUGAAAAUAAUAUUGAAUAAUUUUUGACUGGUCAAAUCUCAAAUUUUGACUCUGCCAGUCUCAAUUUAACGCACAACAAACACUGCAAAUACUUUUUAUUUUGUUUUAGAGUAAAUUAAAGAUAUCUAUAAUUAUUAAUUAGUUUAUUAAUUAAUGAUUAUUAAUUAAUUAGUUUAUGAUAAUUUUUUUAUAAUUUUAAAAUAACAAUUAUAUUGUAGAAUAUUAUGUACUAAUAGAAAUAUUCAUUGGUGAAAUAUUAUAAUAUAAGGCAUGUGGGGAUGGAUAAAAAAAAUCCCCUAAAAUCCCCUAAAAACAGUUUCUGAGGGUUCUCCCUAGCCUCCUCUGCAGRCGUCUYCCUUUUUUCCCUCUCUUCUUUCUACUCUUGGGCUUCGUGUGACUCACUUGUAGGAAAUUAAAGGGCAAAAUGAAAGUGUGGCCUGCGUAGGAGGCUACCAGUAUUUUCUCUGAGCCUCCCCAAGUCCUUUAUUUUACCAAGAAGCGCACAGAAUUUAUCUUUUAUUUCUUAUAUAAUAUAGGCAGUUUAGAUUUACUAGUGUAGAAAGUAUAGCUCAUAAUUUGUACUAUUACACUCAGAUCACUCAAUUGAUGGUUUUCAACCAUUCCCAUGAGAGUAGCAAAACAAAAAGGUCCACCAGUCACGGUGGUGGUUUUCUCUUGUCAGGUCCACCAGCAAUGGUGGACGUCGUUUGUUUAACUUUCUCUCUUGGGAAUUGUUGAAAACCAUCAAUGCAGUGUCAGAAAGCAAAUUAUAUUUUAAUGCAUACCUGGGUAUCAGGAUCUGUGGAGGACAAGUGACACAGGGUAUUGAUUAUGGAGAGUAAUUCCCCCUCUUCAAUUGUACCUCUCUCAUCAGUCCCUUUCCUUAAAAAUCUGAUGCUCAGGUUUAAUGAAUUUUAAUCAAUUAUGCUAUUAAUUAGUGAUAAAGUUUAUGCAAUGAAUUUGUCAGAAUAUAUUUUCCUGUAUACAUGUAUAAUAAGAUAAUAUUGUUGAUAAAAUAAAAGUCAAUGAGGAUAUCCUA
Molecule: messenger RNA, 3806 nt
Organism: Exaiptasia diaphana
Lineage: Eukaryota; Metazoa; Cnidaria; Anthozoa; Actiniaria; Aiptasiidae
Product: major facilitator superfamily domain-containing protein 12
Exons: 11
Coding region: 216-1838 (540 amino acids)
Biological process (GO): carbohydrate transport
Cellular component (GO): membrane
Molecular function (GO): symporter activity
Source: RefSeq, a predicted model, not a curated record